Brassicogethes aeneus is the source of this 591-nucleotide messenger RNA. The record is from the annotation of a GenBank genome assembly. Lineage: Eukaryota; Metazoa; Arthropoda; Insecta; Coleoptera; Nitidulidae.
AUGAUAAUUACUUAUAAUCUGUUUACGUUUCAGGAUAUCGAGCACUGCUACUACCACGGCACAGUGCAGGAUUAUCCGGGUGCCACAGCCGCCUUCCACACGUGUAAUGGAGUCAGCGGCGUGAUCCACGUGGGAAAUGAAACUUUUGUCAUCCACCCGUUCUACGGUGGUGACCUCUCGCAGAAACACCCUCACGUGAUAUUCGAGGCGAGAACGAAAGCGAACAAGGGCUGCGCGAACAGCGGCAACAUGGAGUGGCGCCUGAACCCGCACUCCGGCUUCCUGCCGAUGGGCGGCGCGAAGAUCAAGCGCGACGUGCGCGAGGCCACCAAGUACAUCGAGACGGCCAUGGUGAUCGACAAGGCGAUGUUCGAGAAGCGCAACGGAUCGACGCGAAUCGACGUCGUGCACGACUCGAUCCAGGUGGCGAACAUCGCCGAUCUCUACUUUCGCACGUUGAACACCAGGGUCUCGGUGGUCUACAUUGAAACCUGGCAAGGUAAGCAGAGAUGGGCGGUUCUAAAAAAAACCGGUUUUCGGUUAACCGGUAUAAAAAAAAUCCGGUUUAAUUUGCUCCGGUUAACCUGGUGA